Molecule: messenger RNA, 552 nt
Organism: Apis dorsata (giant honeybee)
Lineage: Eukaryota; Metazoa; Arthropoda; Insecta; Hymenoptera; Apidae
Product: structural maintenance of chromosomes protein 1B-like
Exons: 4
Coding region: 65-490 (141 amino acids)
Biological process (GO): sister chromatid cohesion
Cellular component (GO): nucleus; cohesin complex
Molecular function (GO): DNA binding
Source: RefSeq, a predicted model, not a curated record
UAAUAGAUUUGCACAUUGUUUUGAAUAUAUUACAACAAAAUUAAAUUCUAUUUAUAAGUGUUUAAUGGAAGAUGAAUCCGUUCAAGCUAUUCUUUUACCGGAUAAUCUUGAAGAACCAUAUCUAAGUGGUAUAAAUUAUAGUUGUAUAAUGCCUGGAAAACGAUUUCAAUCAUUUUCAAAUCUUUCUGGUGGAGAAAAGACACUUGCCACAAUAGCUUUUUUAUUUGCAAUUCAUAGUUUCAGACCGGCUCCAUUUUUUAUAUUAGAUGAAAUCGAUGCAGCUUUAGAUACUAUAAAUAUAAAAAAUGUUGUACGUCUUAUACAUUCUAAAAAAAAUGAAAUGCAAUUUAUUAUAAUAUCUUUAAAACGUGAGAUAUAUUCAUGUGCUGAUGUUCUUAUAGGAGUUUGUUCUGAUACCACUGGAGAAUACCCAGAAAGUUUAGUAUUUACACUUUCAUUGGAAAAAUAUCUUAUAUCGCAUGAAGAAUAAUUUUUAUUUCGUAAUUAAAUUAAGAUUUUAUUUUUAAAAAAUUGCUAAUAUAUUUAAAUUUA